Bombyx mandarina (wild silkworm) is the source of this 1176-nucleotide messenger RNA. RefSeq lists its product as uncharacterized. The record is from RefSeq and is a predicted model, not a curated record. Gene Ontology annotation, biological process: nucleoside metabolic process. NCBI's taxonomy places the organism in Eukaryota, Metazoa, Arthropoda, Insecta, Lepidoptera, Bombycidae. Gene Ontology annotation, molecular function: catalytic activity.
GAGAAUCGAAUGUUUAUACAUUGGGAACAAUCGGUGCUCAUCGAGUUGUCACUACUAAACUACCUUCCGUGGGCCGUACCAGAGAAGCAAUGACUGCAGCCGGCAAUACCACUACAAGACUUCUUGGAAUCUUUCAAAAGGUCGAAUACGUUUUCCUAGUCGGCGUGGGCGGAGGAGUACCUCACUAUACGGAUUAUUCGAAACAUGUGCGUCUAGGUGACGUGGUUGUUUCCACGCCGGCGCCAGACUUGCCAGACAAAUACGUAUACGUUUUCUGUGAAAAAGCCGAGAAGAACGCCAAAGGGGGUUGGGAUUUCGAAGUGAAGCCAUACAAACCAGUUAAUUUCUUAUUGCAAGAUAUCGCUGUGCGUCUCACCAAGUCAAAGGCCUCAUGGGAUUUGUACGUCAAAGAAGGACUCGAUCGUCUCAGAGGAGUCCCGGGACGAUGGGAGCCCCCGGAGAGCAACACCGACAGGUUGUGCGUCGAAGUCGGCAAUGGAGCUUACAUUGAAGUAUCACAUCCAGCGCCACAAGGAGAUCAAACUGACACGCGGGACGGGUUGCGCGUGACGUGCGCGCCCGUGGCGGGCGGGCGCGUGGUAUCGGCGGCGGGCGAGGGGCGGGCCGCCUUCGCCGCCCACACGCGCGCGCUCGCCUACGACUGCGAGCUCGACGCCGUGCUCGACAGCGUCGUCGGCAACUGCAAGGACUGCUUCAUAUCGCUGCGAGGUAUAUCGGACUAUCGCGACGGCACCCGUGGGAAGGACUGGCAGCCCCACGCUGCACUAUGCGCUGCUGCAGUCAUGAAAGCCAUAAUCUGCGCAAUAGACCCACCUCCUUCUGAAUAAUUUUCUCAUCAAACAACUAGAAAUCACAAAAUAAAUUACCACACAAUAUCUUACGCUAUAUUCUAAAUAACGUGUUCAGAGUUAUUCUCAAGAUAUAGAUGAACGAAAUCUUAAACUUAUUUAAAAUUAACUCGUUAUUAACUACAUACCUUCAACGAUUAUUUAUUUACAAUUUUCAGUCUCAUGUUAAAUAUUUUAGAAUACAGAUAACAAAAAAAUGUGCUUCAUACAGAUUUACUAAAGCCACCUCUAUACCAACAAACGUUUCUUUGUAAAUUUGUUCUCUUAGGCAUUUCUAAAUCGUUGAUGUGAUUUUAAGUGAAAUUGA